AUGCUAGCUUGCAAAACAAGGAAAACUUUUGUGCUUAUUAAAGCAUCUAUAAGAACAAUAGUGAACGAUGAUAUGUUUGGUGGUAGAGCAAUUUGGAAAGGCGACAUCGAUAUGGAUAAAUCUUAUUAUUUUGGCAAAAAAGAAAGAAAAGAGCUAAUGGAAAUGAUGCAAAAACUUGAGGACGCUGCGAAAGCUGAAGGUUUAAAAGUACCAUUUCUUGAUAAUAAUAGAUAUGUGACCCACAAGCUCUUAAAUAUUCUAGACAGGCAUUCAAUUCAUCCGGAAGAUACUCUUGUUGACGCCCUUGUGGCUUGGAAAAAUAAAAUUUAUGAAUAA
This is a messenger RNA of Blepharisma stoltei, 336 nucleotides long. The record is from the annotation of a GenBank genome assembly. Lineage: Eukaryota; Ciliophora; Heterotrichea; Heterotrichida; Blepharismidae.